CCUGUUUGAAUGAUAAAAUUUCUCUUUUUCAAAAAAAAUUUUACUUUCACUUUUGCUUUUGUUGUUGGUGUUUUAGUGUGAACACAACCAUUGUCCAUUAUCCAGGGCAAGAGUUCAUAAAUAUGAAUUGUUGAAAAAAAAAUUGUCAAAAUAAAUCAGUACUUAAUGUGUUUUAGCCAUCAUUCGAUGAUCAGCUGGCCAAUGUAAUGAACACAUUUUUUAUCGGAAAAAUUUGAAUCAAAUAUGGAACUUUCGUUGUGAUUUAUCUUUUCGGUUUUUUCUUCAGUAUUUUUGUUUCACUUUGACCAUCCAAUUAGGUGUCAAAAAAAUUUUUUUUUUUUUUUUUGGUUUCAAAUCAAAAUCAAAAUUCCACGAUGAAAGUUUUUGAAAUGUUUGGAUUCAAAUAUUUGCUUGUUACAUUCAUUAUAUUGUAUUGUUAUCAGCAAACAGUGUUGGCAGCAUUUCGUACAUCCAGUGCACGAUCAUCAUCCGGUGGACCACGAGCACGUUCCCGUUCUAAUCAACGUCAUCGUGAUUCACAAACUUGUCAUCUAAAAGAAGUUGAUUCUUGUCUUGAUAAGAUACAAACAUUGACUAAAGGACCAAAUCCAUCUUCAAUCAUAACUACAUCGGAUGGUCUGGAUAAACUUUGUGGAACUGUGGACGAUAUACUGAAAUGUGUGAAAGGUUAUUUUAAAAAAUGUGGUACACCAUUACAACGUGAAAUCUAUGAUCUCACUAUCGAACAUUUUACACGAACAUUGAAAAAAUUCUGUAACGAAAGUCCAGAACGUGAAAUUUUCCUUCAAAGUUCACCAUGUAUUCAUGGAAAAGUAUUGUCGACAUCAAAAUUUAAAUCAACUUGUAAUUCAUACUAUAUUGCUGCAUUGGAUUUUGCUGCCAAUCGUACAACAGUGGAUGAACGAAUCGAUUCGGUUUGCUGUGCACAUAAUACCUGGGAAGAUUGUACACAAGCAAUGAUUAUAGAAAAAUGUGGCAAAGAAUCUACCGAUCGUUUCCGAUCAUUUAUGGAUAAAACAUUCGGCGGUAUUGGCUCAAUAAUGUGUCCACGUGGAAUAUUUCCGGCUACCGGUAAAGUAUGUAAACAAGCAUUACCACCGAACGGUACUCGUCCAAAGGGUAAAAUUUCGGAAAAUUUUCUUGGAAAAUAUCUCAAUAGUUAUCUAAGUUUUAUCAUUACUAAUUCAUAA
Molecule: messenger RNA, 1211 nt
Organism: Dermatophagoides farinae (American house dust mite)
Lineage: Eukaryota; Metazoa; Arthropoda; Arachnida; Sarcoptiformes; Pyroglyphidae
Source: RefSeq, a predicted model, not a curated record